AACAUUCCCUGGAAUCGUCAAAGAAUAAGGUUUUAAGGAAUGCUGUACAUGUUGAAGAGGCUGAAGUGGAGAAGUGUGUCAGAGAUGUAAUGAAAGCAAAGAGAAUCGAGCAGAGCAACACGGGGUUUAAGAGUAUCCUGCACAUGUCCCUGAUGCAGAUAUCAGGCUAUAAGAAACUGUAUCGGGAGGUGGAAAACCUGAGGAAAGUCCCAUAUGACUCAGACAAUGAGGAGCAUGAGGAGCUGCUGAUUGAGCUCUGGGACCUGCUGAUGCCCCAGGAGCCCCUGAGGGGCAGAGUCAGCAAGCAGUGGUGUGACAUCGGCUUCCAGGGGGACGACCCCAAGACAGACUUCAGAGGAAUGGGCCUGCUGGGGCUGGUCAACCUGGUGUACCUCAGCAGGCACCACCCCAGCGAGGCUCGGCGCAUCCUGGCGCGCUCCAACCACCCGCGGCUGGGCUAUUCCUAUGCAAUAGUUGGGAUCAACCUGACUGAGAUGGCAUACAGCUUGCUCAAGAGUGGUGCUCUGAAGCCUCACCUGUACAACGUGGUCCUCGGGCUGCCUCGGAUGGAGCACUUCCACCAGUUCUACUGUUAUCUGGUGUAUGAGUUUGACAAGUUCUGGUUUGAAGAAAAUCCAGAAAGCAUAAUGCACUUCAACCAGUACAGAGAGAAAUUCCAUGAAAAAAUUAAGAGACUUCUGCUGGAUUGGAAUGUGGUCCUGACCUUACAACAUACAGAGAAACCUUAG
Molecule: messenger RNA, 749 nt
Organism: Acanthisitta chloris (rifleman)
Lineage: Eukaryota; Metazoa; Chordata; Aves; Passeriformes; Acanthisittidae
Gene: ELMOD2
Product: ELMO/CED-12 domain containing 2
Exons: 7
Cellular component (GO): membrane
Molecular function (GO): GTPase activator activity
Source: RefSeq, a predicted model, not a curated record